AGAUCGAUGCCGCGCCUGGACAAAGAGACCGAGUCUCAGAUCACCCACAUGCUGCUCAACUGGGCCAAACUUCCGCCCAAAAACAUGGCCAAGUUCCAGCGCCAGGUGAGGUCAGUCUGCUUCUACUACAGCAAAAUCUCCGUCUUUGAGAUGGAUGACGUUAACUCGACCACGGACAUCGAUCUCGCCAUCAUGAAUUCCAUACUGCAAGAUUCCAACAACUUCGAAAAACAGCUUGAACUGGCCAUGAAGUGGAACAGACCUGAUGUCGCCAAAGAAAAGAUCCUAACUGAUGAAGCAAAGAGAACAGGGUCGCUGAACUCCCACAUCCUUCGCCGUCUUAUGCUGGACGCUAUCGCCAGCAACAAAGUGCAGUUUGUGGAGCUGUUCCUCUCCUUCCGGGUGGAUCUCAACGAGCUGCUCACGUGGAACAAGCUGACAGAGCUCUAUCGGGACAAGCCCGAAAAGUUUCAGCUGAUGCGCGUUGACGGUGUGGUCAGCCGCCUCAUGGGACCUACCUACGACUGGACCCCGCUCUACAGUGACAGCCCAGCAGCCCCGAUGGGCCCUGAAAGGCAAGGCUGGAUGCCUGCCACAUAA
This is a messenger RNA of Aplysia californica (California sea hare), 600 nucleotides long. RefSeq names its product transient receptor potential cation channel subfamily M member 2. The record is from RefSeq and is a predicted model, not a curated record. Gene Ontology annotation, biological process: calcium ion transmembrane transport. The transcript is spliced from 5 exons. Gene Ontology annotation, molecular function: ligand-gated calcium channel activity. Bases 7 to 600 code for a protein of 197 amino acids. NCBI's taxonomy places the organism in Eukaryota, Metazoa, Mollusca, Gastropoda, Aplysiida, Aplysiidae.